Spodoptera frugiperda (fall armyworm) is the source of this 796-nucleotide messenger RNA. RefSeq lists its product as uncharacterized. The coding region runs from base 40 to 726 and encodes 228 amino acids. The record is from RefSeq and is a predicted model, not a curated record. The transcript is spliced from 4 exons. NCBI's taxonomy places the organism in Eukaryota, Metazoa, Arthropoda, Insecta, Lepidoptera, Noctuidae.
CAUAACCAAAUAUUUUCUCCUUCCGAAGAAAUCACGAAGAUGAAAUUCCUGGCUGUAUUCGCUCUCCUGGUGGCGGCGGUGGCUGCUGACUUCAGCGGCUGGUCUCUGCAUGAGCUCUCUGAGGCCAUCCAGAACCCCAACACUGACCCCGCUCUGCUGCCCGCCAUGGAGGAUGCCCUCAACCAAUUGAUGGAACAAAUCUUCGCUGAAGAACCCGUGGUACCUGUCGACACUGGCGCCCCCGUUGACCUGACUGGAUGGACUCUCCACGACCUGGUUGCUGCCAUGGAGAACCCUGAGACCGACCCCGCUCUCAUGCCCUACCUCGAGCACGCUCUCAACGAGAUGAUGGAUGCUAUCUACGCUGGUAUCCCCGUGGAAGCCGUCGGUGUUCCUCCCGUCCAACUGGAAGUCACCCACUGGACUCUUGCUGAGCUUUCCGAAGCCAUCCAGAGCCCCGAGACUGACCCCGCUAUGAUCCCCUACCUGGAACACGCCCUCAACCAGAUGAUGGAUGCCCUCUACGCCGGACACCAGUUGGAAUCUAUCGCCAUUGUCGCCCCCGCUGGUCUGGCCCCUGCCAAGCCCGAGAUCGUCAACCCCAUGCCUGUGGUAGAGCCUGCAGAACCCGUCCCCGAACCCAUUGAGGCCCCCGUUGUCCCUGAACCCGCCCCAGUACCUUCCAGCCCCCUGGUCCAGAUCAUCGUCAACAUCAACCAGCAAUAAAUUAUUAUCGGAAUUGUUUGCAUAGAUGACUUUCUAUACAAAUAAAUAAAUAAAGCUAUUUAUCGUUAUA